AUGAGUUCAGACGAUAUUGCAGCACAAAAUGUGCAGAUAUGGAAGAUGAAGAGGGUUAUUCGCUGGUUGGACUCUGUCAGAGGUAACGGUACCUCGAUGAUCAGUUUGAUCUCAAACGGUAGAGCACAAAUAUCUCAACUCAGUGGUAUGCUUACGCAGGAAUACGGUACUGCUUCAAACAUUAAAUCACGUGUUAAUAGACUCUCUGUUCUAGCUGCCAUCACUUCCACUCAGCAGCGUCUCAAGCUCUAUACUCGCAUGCCCAACAAUGGUUUAGUUCUCUUCGUAGGCACAAUCGUCACCGAUGACGGUAAAGAGAAGAAGGUCUCUAUUGACUUCGAACCUCACCGCCCUAUAAACACCUCCCUUUACCUUUGCGAUAACAAGUUCCACACAGAAGCCCUACAGGAGUUGCUCGAAUCUGACACAAAGUUUGGUUUCAUCGUUAUGGAUGGUAGUGGCUCCUUGUUUGGUACACUCGCCGGAAACACUAGAGAGGUUAUUCAGAAGUUUACCGUUGAUCUACCAAAGAAGCACGGACGUGGUGGUCAAUCUGCCAUGCGUUUCUCCCGUCUCCGUGAUGAAAAGCGCCACAACUACGUUAGAAAGGUUGCUGAGUUCGCCACUCAGCACUUUAUUACUAAUGACAAGAUCAAUGUUGCUGGUUUGGUCCUCGCUGGUAGUGCAGACUUUAAGACUGAAUUGAGUCAAUCGGAUCUCUUUGACCCAAGAUUGGCGACAAAGAUUGUUAAAAUUGUGGAUGUUUCUUACGGUGGUGAGAAUGGUUUCAACCAAGCAAUCGAUUUAUCUUCCGAGUCAUUGCAGAAUGUUAAAUUCGUACAAGAGAAGAAGCUUAUCUCAAAGUACUUUGAUGAAAUUUCCUUAGACACUGGUAAAUUCUGCUUUGGUAUUGAGGAUACGUUACGUGCAUUAGAUCUUGGUGCUGUCAAGGACUUGAUUGUGUUUGAGAAUCUUGAAGUCACUCGUCACAAGCUUCGCAAUGCUGCAGGCGAAGAAGUUGUACUUCACGUAAACAAAGGACAGGAAGACGAUCGUUCAAAGUUCACUGAUCCUUCAACUGGUUCUGAAAUGGAGCCAAUCGGUGAACCACAAUCUUUGUUAGAAUGGUUUGCAGAGAAUUACAAGGAAUUUGGUGCAAACUUGGAAUUUGUAACUGACAAAUCGCAAGAAGGUGCUCAAUUUGUUCGCGGAUUUGGUGGUGUAGGUGGUCUACUCCGUUAUAAGGUCGACUUGGCACACCUUGCCGCACUCGAUGAAGAUAUGUCAGAUGAAUUCUACGACUCAGAUGAUGAAUGA
Molecule: messenger RNA, 1317 nt
Organism: Wallemia ichthyophaga EXF-994
Lineage: Eukaryota; Fungi; Basidiomycota; Wallemiomycetes; Wallemiales; Wallemiaceae
Product: Eukaryotic peptide chain release factor subunit 1
Exons: 2
Coding region: 1-1317 (438 amino acids)
Biological process (GO): cytoplasmic translational termination
Cellular component (GO): translation release factor complex; cytosol
Molecular function (GO): translation release factor activity, codon specific; sequence-specific mRNA binding
Source: RefSeq, a predicted model, not a curated record